AUGGGUCUAUACCCAUUUGCUGCACAAAGUUGUCAGUAUUCCUCUCCAGCCUCCGCGUCAUUGGAGUCGUGCCGGCAGGCAGUCCGAGCAGCAUUGAGACAAGUGGUGCUGGAGAUCCCGGCACUCCAAGUUGGCAUUGGUGCUGCGGACACUAAUGAGCCGGUCUUUCUUCGUUUGGAAUCGCUUGAUUUGUCAAACCAUUUAGAAUGGAGAGACAUAUUUGAGACUGGGUCCACGGCGUACGACAGCGCCCUGGUCAAUGUCCUCAAGACGGACCACAUCAGAGACUGGCAAGAUGUCUCUAAGAUCCCUCCCUGGAAACUGGUUGUUUUCCAGCGACCUGCCUCGGAUGAGGAACCCGGCCUAAUAUUUGACUUCCUCUUUGAGGCCCACCAUUCCAUCGCUGAUGGACGGAGUCUAACUGUGGUCCAUGAACACCUUGCCAAGGCAUUGGAUGAGCUCUACGUAGAUCCAGGCGAGACCCAAGACGUGGUCACUUUGCCAUCGGACCCCAUUCUCACGCCUUCUCUGGAGAAUCUCAUGAGCUUCGAUAUCUCGAAAAUGUAUUUGUUCAAGACUCUAUGGGGAGAGUUUGCCCCGGCCUGGCUCCGUGGACAGCCUGCCGCUCUCCCAUGGACUGGUGAACCAGUCACCCUAGAAAAGCGGCCACUUCACACACGUUUGGUCACAAUUCCAGCUAAAGCAGUCUCACGGCUCCUUGAGGCCUGCAGAGCACACAGCACGACCAUCACGCCGCUUUUGAAUGCGCUCAUUGCUGCAUCUUUGGCGAGACAACUGCCAGAAAAUUCCACCCUUGGCGGUUUCCGAGGAUUCACCGUGAUUGGGCUUCGGCCUUUCGCGGAUAAAUCCAAGAUCCCAGGUACUACGGAUCUCAAACAAUGUAUGGGCGAUAUGUCAACGGGCGUGGGCCACGACCUGAGCCCCUCGACCAUAUCCAAUCUGCGGACAGUCUGCAAGAACAGCUCCGAUCUCGAAGACAGCGAGGCUCUUAUCUGGGACUUGACAAAGAGAAUGGGAAGCGAAAUCAAAGCCCGCCUUGCGGUUCUUCCAAAAGACGACAUCACCGGCCUCCUGCAGUGGGUUUCGGAUUGGUUCAAGCGAGCCCGCGAGUCGGAGGGCAAACCGCGUGGCGAUACAUGGGAGCUAUCGAACCUGGGGACCAUGUCAACGGCCGCGGAAGGUGAAUGGAAAUUGCGCAGAUCCAUCUUUUCGCAGUCUUUCAGUGCCUUUGGCCCGGCUAUCUCCGUCAAUGUUUCUACUGUUACCGCCGGGCCGAUGGCCAUAAGUGUGAUCUCAGCCGAUGGCGUUGUCAGCUCUGAGGUGAUCGAUGAAUUGGGCAACGAUCUGGAGACUUGGCUGAAAAUCUUCCUGCCACAGGCAGAUUCGGGAUCUCUCCGGCUUAGAGGGACUGCAUGGAUCUGA
This is a messenger RNA of Penicillium chermesinum, 1443 nucleotides long. RefSeq lists its product as uncharacterized. NCBI's taxonomy places the organism in Eukaryota, Fungi, Ascomycota, Eurotiomycetes, Eurotiales, Aspergillaceae. The record is from RefSeq and is a predicted model, not a curated record. The coding region runs from base 1 to 1443 and encodes 480 amino acids. Gene Ontology annotation, molecular function: N-acetyltransferase activity. The transcript has a single exon.